AUGUUUCAGAAUAAAAAUUUUUACUGAGUUAAAUGAGAAAAGUGGGAAAAAAUAGAUUUUAUAGCGAAAAUCAACCUGAAAAUAUUUGCUGAAAAAGCGAGAAGAAAUCGAAAAAAUUCCAAACAUAAUGAUUACUUUGAGGUUAAAGAAAUUAAUGUAGACUUAAAAAAUUUGGAACAGCAUAAGAAGACCUUAUGGAAUGAAAGCUAA
Messenger RNA from Blepharisma stoltei, 210 nucleotides. NCBI's taxonomy places the organism in Eukaryota, Ciliophora, Heterotrichea, Heterotrichida, Blepharismidae. The record is from the annotation of a GenBank genome assembly.